AUGGCUUCUAUCUGUGUUGGCUAUCUAUCACUACCAGGGUUUGAUAUAUUCCUGCCAGACGAGUCCGUUGCAGACCUCAUAAGCACUGGAUGCUACGCAGUUCUUGACUACGCAGUCUGCUUCUGGUCUUCCCGUCUUCAGGAAUGCCUCAAGCACGCCAUAGAUCAGAAGGAUGGUAUGAUAUUAAUUGAGAAAUUCCUGAACGAUUUCGUCUCUACGCAGAAUCAGAUCGGCUGUUACACCCAGAACGCCGCCACUAAUGAAUGUCUCGAUAUACCCGACGUUAUUUCGCGCAUCAGAGACAAUAUAGAGAGAGCUGUUUCAGAGAACGUGGGCAGCUUCGAGACUCCCCAGCAAAGAGAAUCUCAUAUGAACAAGCACGACAGGCCUUUUGGAUGCUCCUUUCCUCAAUGUUACAGAGCUACUAUUCGGAGUUUUUCGCAAGGUGUGGAAGAUACUGCAAGCGAACCUCAGCCGACAGCUCUAUCUCAGCAAAGCUCCCAUCUGAUUCGAACUAAUCAGGUCGAGAAGCUGACUCACAACGAUGAGCAGAGAAACAGUAUACGCAGCUCGUGCGUAACCUCUGGGAGAUGCAAAUGCCCAGGUACGAACCUCAGGAAGAGUUGCAGGCGAAGGACCAAGCAAGCCACUUCAGCAAGCCGAAAUACUUCAAUCGGCUGCCGUCCCCGAGCUCGGAAUUGGAUGUACCAGUUCAGCUUCUACCCUCUUUUGAAAGUGAAUCUGGCCAUAUCAAGACCCGGAUUUCUGAAGAAAUUGAAGGAGCAGCAUCAAACGUUCAAGGGACAGUCAACAAGGGAAAUAAUCUGGGAGAAGUCAGGGCUAUGCCUUCAGCAUGUCUCACUUUACCGCGACAUUGAUGCCUAA
Aspergillus niger is the source of this 885-nucleotide messenger RNA. RefSeq lists its product as uncharacterized. The transcript has 5 exons. Lineage: Eukaryota; Fungi; Ascomycota; Eurotiomycetes; Eurotiales; Aspergillaceae. The record is from RefSeq and is a predicted model, not a curated record. Bases 1 to 885 code for a protein of 294 amino acids.